Molecule: messenger RNA, 1650 nt
Organism: Zea mays
Lineage: Eukaryota; Viridiplantae; Streptophyta; Magnoliopsida; Poales; Poaceae
Product: transcription factor PCL1
Exons: 2
Coding region: 364-1272 (302 amino acids)
Biological process (GO): regulation of DNA-templated transcription
Cellular component (GO): nucleus
Molecular function (GO): DNA-binding transcription factor activity; DNA binding
Source: RefSeq, a predicted model, not a curated record
GUAACGUACGGCCGCUAUCACACAAGAUCAAACCACGGCCGACUCCACACGUCAGCCAGCUACGGCAAUAUCCACGCACGUUUGGGUCCCGGCGUCUACGGCACCAGUGCGCCACGCCAUGCGACGGCAACCGCUUGUUUGGGUCGAUUCUGUUCUCUGCCACUAUCCGUCCGACCGACUUGCUCAGCGGUCAGCACCCACGCCCACGGAUCACCGUGUGUGACAACUCAGAAACCCAGAAGAAUGAAGAAUCCCAGCAAGCCCCAUCCGGGAAAUAUUUAUGUUAUCCCCACGUGACGGCCGGCCCUCGACCCCACGGCGCCCGCUCCCUCGUACUCGUUCUCGUCAACCCGCCGCAGGGACAUGAAAGACGACGACGACGACGGCGGCGCUGGCUCUGGCGCGCGCGGCCGCGUGCUCGAGUCGGAGCACGGCCUCCCCACGCGAGGGCCGGCCCACGAUCCCACGGCGCCCGUCCCCUUGUCCUCAUCCUCGUCAACCCAACGCAGGGACCGGCCGGCCCACGACCCCACGGCGCCCGCCCCCUCGUCCUCAUCCUCGUCAAUCCGCCGCAGGGACAUGAAAGACGACGACGACGGCGGCGCUGGCUCUGGCGCGUGCGGCCGCGUGCUCGAGUGGGAGCACGGCCUCCCCACGGCGGAGGAGCUGACGCCGGUCUCGCACCCGCUCAUCCCUCCGGCGCUCGCUGCCGCGUUCGGCAUUGACGUCCCGCGCACCGCCUUCCCCUCAUCCGCCUUCGACUCCCCUGCCCUCGCGCGCAAGCCCCCCAAUACUCGCCUGUCCUUGGGCUGCUACGGCGAGGACGAUGAUGAGAAGGAGGAAGAGGGGAAGAGCGAGGUCGCCGCCUACACAACCGGCGCGUGCGGAGGCGGGAAGAGCGAGGACGCCGCAUCCGCAUCCGGCGCGUGCAGAGGCGGGAGGGCUGAGAAGAAGGCGAGGAUAGCGUGGACGCCGGAGCUGCACAACCGGUUCGUCGCGGCGGUGGAGCACCUCGGCGACAAGGGCGCCGUGCCCAAGGCCAUCGUGCGCCUGAUGAACGUCGAGGGCCUCACCCGCGAAAACGUCGCCAGCCACCUCCAGAAGUACCGCAUCUACCUCAAGCAACAAGCGCGCAGCCCCGCAGGGCCGCAGCCUCCUCCGGCAUACAGUCCCUCCGACUCCAGGCCCCAACAACCCUCUGACACCUCCACCCGGAGCACCUGCGACAUCGAGAAGCUGGAACGCGACAAAGAAGCUAGAAAAGACAAAUGAUAGCUUUAGCAUUAAAGCUUACCCGAAGCACCUCGUGACAUCUAAAGCGGAUGACAAGAAAACUGAGGAGGAGGGUUCAAGUGACGUGUUCGACAAGCCUUCAAGAAGAAAAGACACAAGACAGCAACGCCGUCAACAACCUCGAUAUAUCUGUGUAUAGGAUUUGAGAACUUAAAUGUAGUUCCGUACGAAGUUGUUCGUCGCGUUGCCUAUGCAUGGGGACGACCUUUUUACUGUUCCCAGGUGCACUCACACUUGGAUCGCUCAGCAUUUGAAGUUGUAAAGAAUACGUACUUUCGAACCACAUUCAAACAUUACGAAGGUAUCUUUGUAAAGAGAACGGGAAAAAAAUAUGUGAAUCAGGUAGCAGUUAGCUUU